Hyaloscypha bicolor E is the source of this 3348-nucleotide messenger RNA. Its product is annotated as heavy metal translocatin. The transcript has a single exon. Gene Ontology annotation, cellular component: membrane. Gene Ontology annotation, biological process: copper ion homeostasis; monoatomic cation transport. Gene Ontology annotation, molecular function: P-type divalent copper transporter activity; ATP binding; ATP hydrolysis activity. NCBI's taxonomy places the organism in Eukaryota, Fungi, Ascomycota, Leotiomycetes, Helotiales, Hyaloscyphaceae. The record is from RefSeq and is a predicted model, not a curated record. The coding region runs from base 1 to 3348 and encodes 1115 amino acids.
AUGGCACUUCAGCACCCCGCCCCCGCAGGCUUCGUCACAACCACCAUCUUGAUCCGCAACCUCCAUUGUGCUUCCUGUCUCUCUCACAUACAAAAUGCUCUCGGUACAUUGCUGCUGGUGCCAUUGUCUAUUACUGCCGACUACGCUUCACACGAACUUACGGUGAUCCAUUCGCCUGAACACUGGGGAAAUGAGAUAUCUCGAGCACUUUCGGAUGCCGCAUUUGAGGUGGUGGGAUUGCGCACUGAAAAUGAAUUCGGUCGAGUUAUCUAUGAGCAACAUGAGGGACGUGCUUCCUCAGGGGGGCCGGCGCCCACGCUCAGUCAACAGACAUCGACAAUCUCAUCUCACCAGACAACGCCUGCCUUGUUACCAGUUUACGUCAACAACGAGAAGCGGAACGAGAAGCAUCUGGAGCAUUGCCUCUCCUGCCAAAAUUCGGGCGAAAAAGAUUUAUCAAAGGAUUUUGUAGUGUCAAUCUCUGAACCCCAACACUUUACCGCUACUCUCAGCAUUGCUGGCAUGACUUGUGCAGCAUGCAUCCUCUCCAUCACGGAAGGAGUACAGCAGCUCGACUUCUUGGAGGACGUCAGCGUCAGCUUACUGACAAACAGUGCAACAGUCACAUUCGCUGGCCAGAAAGACGACAUCAGUUUGAUCAUUGAGAGAAUCGAGGACCGAGGGUUCGACUGUGACAUUGAGAACAUUGUGGAAAUUGGUGGACAGAAAGCGAAUGAAUCGACCGAAAGGACAGUCAUGAUUAAAAUUACAGGCUUGUUUUGUGAUGCCUGCCCGCAGCAGAUUAUCGAAGCUCUGUCCUCGGCCUUCCCAGGACUUCUCACCGUGGACAAAUCAGCUUCACUCAAGCAUCCCAUAAUCACAGUCACGUAUUGUCCUCAGCAGAGUGUCAUUAGUAUCAGAGAUAUACUUGCCACCAUUCACAACCUGAACGGCCGAUACAUGGCCGCAAUUUAUCACCCUCCAACAAUUGAAGAGCGGUCUCAAGCCAUGCAGCGCCAUGAACGUCAACGCCUCCUCUUCCGACUUCUUCUCAGCUUCAUCGUCGCUAUUCCAACCUUCAUGAUCAGUGUAGUCUGGGUUAGCUUAGUCCCACCCGACAACCAUCUACGAAUGUUCUUCGAGCAAAGGAUGUGGUCUGGUGCCGACACACGUGUCGAGUGGGCGCUCUUCUUCCUCGCAACACCUGUCAUGUUCUUCGCUGCCGACAUCUUCCACGUCCGAGCAGGCAAGGAAAUUCAAGCAUUAUGGAGCCGAAAUAGCAAGGUGCCAAUUUUGCGACGAUUUUACCGUUUUGGCAGCAUGAAUCUGCUCAUGUCAGCCGGUACAUCUGUGGCGUACUUCCCUUCCAUCGCCGUCCUAGCUGUGAAUGCUCGAGAAACUGGCCAGCGUGUGCAGACUUCUACCUACUUUGAUGCAGUUAUCUUCUUGACAAUGUUUAUUCUCGCUGGUCGUUACCUGGAGGCGUAUAGCAAAGCCAAGACCGGCGAUGCUGUAACGCUGCUUGGAAACCUAAGACCCACGGAAGCUUUGCUUGUGAGAUCAAACCCAGACUUGAAUAAUUCUUCUGCAGAGAACCAGUCCUCUCUUCCGGCGGCCAAUAUCGAUACCAUCAACGUAGACCUUCUCGAGGUCGGCGAUGUAGUUCGAGUUCUGCAUGGCGCCUCCCCACCAGCUGAUGGAACGGUUGUCUUGGGUGUCUCUAUCUUUGACGAGAGCUCAUUAACAGGAGAGUCUCGUCCUAUCACAAAGAAAAUUGGUGAUCAAGUCUUUGCUGGCACAGUCAACAUCGGAAAUCCCAUUAGUGUGCAAGUCAGUGGUGUCUCAGGUGCUUCUAUGCUCGACCAAAUCGUUAAGGUUGUCAGAGAAGGGCAGACUAAACGGGCUCCUGUGGAAAGAGUUGCCGAUAUUUUGACUGGAUAUUUCGUUCCUGUGAUCACUUUCAUUGCGAUAUUGACUUUUGUCAUCUGGUUUGGACUUGGGCAAGGCGGGAUCCUCCCGGAAAGCUGGCGAGACACUGAUACCGGAGGCUGGGCGUUCUGGGCAAUGCAAUUUUCCAUUGCAGUAUUCGUCGGCGCUUGCCCCUGUGGAAUUGCACUUGCAGCUCCCACGGCAUUGUUCGUUGGCUCUGGAUUGGCGGCUCAGCACGGAAUACUGGUUAAGGGAGGAGGAGAAGCAUUUCAAGAGGCAUCUGCUCUCGAUGUGAUUGUCUUUGAUAAAACCGGAACUUUAACUGAGGGUGGAAAUCCGAAAGUUACGGAUCAUGUCAUUCUGGCAGCAAGUGAAGAGGAAGGCAAGAUUAUCUGGGCAAUCGCGCAAGCGCUGGAAGAAUCCUCAAGUCACCCCAUUGCGAAAGCCAUUGCUACCCUCUCCGCCCAACAACACCGCGCCAGUAUCUCACAAUCUACCAUUGAGGAACAGCCUGGACGGGGUCUUAGAGGCACCUUUACCAUCCACACAUCCACCAAUGAUAGCCGAUACGAAGCUGCCAUUGGCAGUGAAGCCUUCAUCUCAUCACUCGAUACUGCCAUAGAUAGGUCUCAUUCUGAUCUGACUUCGACAUGGAAAGCAGCUGGGAAGAGCAUUGCCUACCUAGCCCUCCGCCCCCUAUCACUCUCUUCCGAGAAUGAAUCCCCAUUCAAGCUCGCCGCCCUCUUCUCGACCACCGACCCCCUCCGUCCCGAAGCCUUUUCCGUCCUCUCCGCCCUCCGCUCCCAAGGCCUAAGCAUCUGGAUGAUAACUGGCGACAAUGCUGAGACCGCCGUCGCCGUCGGCUCCCAACUCUCCAUCCCCGCCACCAACAUAAUCGCCAACGUGCUCCCCUCCGAAAAAGCAGACCAGCUCCGGCUUCUGCAAUCCACAUCUCCCAAACGCAACGGCAGACCUGGCCCCGCAACCGUCGCCAUGGUUGGCGAUGGGAUUAACGAUGCCCCUGCCCUCGCUGCCUCUGACGCAGGCAUCGCCAUUGGUUCUGGCUCAGACGUUGCGAUCGCGAGCGCCAAAUUCGUGCUUUUGUCCUCAAAUCUGAACUCCCUGCUUACGCUUGUUAUGCUUUCAAGGGCCGUAUUUAGGAGAGUCAAGUUCAACUUUGGGUGGGCGCUGGUGUACAACGUUGUUUUAUUGCCUAUUGCGGCGGGGGCGGCGUAUCCUGCGAGGGGACACCCGAGACUGGGGCCGGUGUGGGCGAGUUUGGCGAUGGCGUUGAGUUCGCUGAGUGUGAUUUGCUCGAGUUUGGUGCUCAAGACGAGGCUUCCUAUUGUUGGAUUCAGGACUUUAGCAGCACGAACCUCUUCAGAACAUUCUGCUGAUCCUGGGCGUGGUAGCACUUAA